GGUCACAGCGUCUCUUUCCGCGUUGCUCACAUACUAGCAUUAAAUGCUACCUGCUCCUCGGAAAGUUCCCCACCUCAUCGGUUUAUUCAGAUUCAGACCAUCGAUUGGACCGCAACACUCAAACCGAGAGGAGGAGGUAGACUUUCCUGGUCUCUAGGCUGAAAGUGUGAUUAGAUCCGGCUGAAGGUUGUUAAACAGUUAAUGCACAAGGUAAAGAGGCUUAAAACUGACAACAAUAAAGAGGACGGCCAGGAAAACAUCAGAGAGGCACUGGCAGGCAUGACAGGAGUGGAUGAGCUCUCAGACAGCACAGAAGUCGUGGAGAUGGAGGACGUGAACCCCACCCAGUUCCAGGUGGAGAAACACUCAUGGGACGGCCUGCGGAAGAUCAUCCACAGCAGCCGCAAGAACACAGGAGUGGUCAUUAACAAGGCGCCGCACGACUUCCAGUUCAUUCAGAAAGAUGAGGCCAGUCCACACUCGCACCGCAUCUACUACCUUGGCAUGCCUUACGCCAGCAGAGAAAAUGCUUUACUCUACUCAGAUAUUCCCAAGAAGAUCCGCAAAGGUGCGCUGCUUGUUUUGUCCUGGAAACCAAUGCUGGAUCAUUUUCAGGCCAGCCCUCACCACGGAGGCUUCUCCAGGGAGGAGGAACUGCUGCGAGAGAGGAAGCGUCUGGGUGUGUCCGGCAUCACGGCUUAUGAUCACCACCAACCCAGCGGCCUCUUCCUGUUCCAGGCCAACAGCAGCCUGUACUACUGUCGGGACGGGGCCAACAACAGCUUUAUUACUUCACCUAUGAAUCCAACAGAGAUCAAGAGCCAGAAUUCAGGAACACGCAUGGACCCCAAAAUCUGCCCUGGGGACCCGAACUUCAUUGGUUUUAUCAACAACAACGAUAUUUGGGUGACAAAUAUAGAGACCGGAGAGGAGCAGAGACUCACAUUCUGCCAUAAAGGCAGUGAAAACCCUAAAGAUGACCCUAAAUCAGCUGGUGUCGCCACGUUCGUCACUCAGGAGGAGUUUGAUCGCUUCACUGGAUACUGGUGGUCUCCUGCUGCUCGUAAAGAACCAGAUGGUGGUAAGACUCUGCAGAUCCUGUAUGAAGAGGUGGACGAGUCUCAGGUGGAGAUCAUCCAUGUCCCGUCUCCGGCUCUGGAGGAGCGGAAAACAGACGUCUACAGAUACCCACAUGCAGGCAGUAAAAAUCCAGAAAUCACUUUGAAGAUUGUAGAAAUUCGUGCAGACAGUCUUGGAAAGAUUGUCAGCACACAGGAGAAAGUGUUGCCUGUUCCUUUUUCCUGCCUGUUUCCCAACAUCGAGUACAUCACUGGAGCUGGAUGGACUAAAGAUGGCCGAUAUGCGUGGGCGGUCAUGAUGGACCGACGGCAGCAGAAUCUGCAGUUAGUCCUGCUCCCUCCUGCACUUUUCAUCCCUGCUCAAGAGGACAAAGCUAAAGAACUAGAGAGCCUGCAGGCCCUAGGAGACUCAGUCCAUCCCUUCAUUAUCUACAGAGAAACCAGCGAUAUCUGGAUCAAUGUACACGACAUCUUCCAUCCUUUCCUCCAAACCUCCGAUGACGAGUUCACCUUCAUCACAGUAAAUGAGUCUAAAACAGGCUUCUGCCACCUGUAUAAGAUCACAUCAGUGUUAAAGCGGGGCAGCAAUAACUGGGCUAAAGGAUACACUCACUCUGAAGCUGAUUUUAAAUGUCCAGUCAAAGAAGAGGUGACGCUAACCAGUGGGGAGUGGGAGGUGCUGGCCAAUCAUGGAGCAAAGCGUUCUUGCAGCCCUCAGAUUUGGGUGGACGAGCGGGCGAAGCUGGUUUACUUCCAGGGAACCAAAGACUCUCCACUGGAGCACCACCUGUAUGUGGUGAGCUAUCAGAAUCCGGGUGAAAUCGUCAGACUCACCAAACCCGGAUUCUCCCACAGCUGCUCUGUGAGCCAGACCUUUGAUAUGUUUAUUAGCCAUUAUAGCAGUUUAAACACUGCUCCCUCUGUUCACAUCUACAAGCUGGUCGGAUCCGACCCGCUGCACAAAGAACCAGAGUUCUGGGCCAGCAUGAUGGAGUCUUCUGGUUUCCUCUUUGACACUUCCCCACCAGAAAUCUUUAGCUUCACCGGGAAAUCAGGCUUCGAGCUCUACGGCAUGUUGUACAAACCUCACAACCUGGUCCCCGGAAGGAAGCAUCCAACUGUUGUUUUUGUCUAUGGAGGUCCUCAGGUGCAGUUAGUGAAUAACUCCUACAAAGGAGUGAAGUACCUGCGGCUAAGCACGCUAGCUUCUCUGGGUUACGUAGUGCUGGUUAUCGAUGGAAGGGGCUCCUGCCAGCGAGGACUCAAGUUUGAAGGAGCUGUAAAGGACAAGAUGGGUCAGGUGGAAAUUGAAGACCAGGUGGAGGGAUUGCACUACAUAGCUGACAAGUAUAAGUUUGUGGACCUGAGCCGCGUUGCCAUCCACGGCUGGUCGUAUGGAGGCUUUCUGUCCCUCAUGGGCCUCAUCCACAGACCAGACAUAUUUAAGGUUGCCAUUGCGGGAGCUCCAGUGACGCUGUGGAUGGCCUACGACACUGGCUACACAGAGCGAUAUCUGGACACGCCGGACAAAAACCUGAAGGGAUAUGAAGCCUGCUCUGUCGCCCUGCAUGUCGACAAGCUUCCAAAUGAGCCAAACCGACUGCUGAUCCUGCAUGGAUUCCUAGAUGAGAAUGUGCACUUUUUCCACACUAAUUUCCUGGUGUCGCAGCUCAUCAGAGCAGGAAAGCCGUACAGCCUUCAGAUUUAUCCCAACGAACGGCACAGCAUCCGGUGUCCAGAGUCCGGGGAGCAUUAUGAGAUUAGUCUGCUGCACUUCCUCCAGCAGAACCUCUGAUAAGUCUUUCCAACACCGGCUGACCUUCACCUCCUAUCCUCUUCUCACUCCUCACUUUUUAUCCAAACCUGCUUCACCUCUUUACUUGAUUUUAUGAUCAGCUGAAUGAAAUCUACACCGAACCUCAUCACACCUCAAGAAUCAUUCACCGUUAUUAAAGUCGCAGCAGCAUUUUUAUCAUCGAAAUUCUGCUGCAGAAUCGGCUGUUUAGGAUGAAUACGAGACUCUGUUCAUACCUUCGGUUGCCUUUCAUGUUGGAUUUAGAACAAACUAGAUGUUGAACAGUUGUAUUAAGCUCUGACACCAGCAGAGGUCGCUGUUCACCCCGAAAAUUGCACAAAGCUUUUGCUUAGGGCAGAAAUUUAAGAACAGGAGUACAUUUUGAUGUUUAAAAUGCUGCUUUGUGUACCAUACAAAAAAAAAAAAAAAAGAUAUAAACAUAUAUAGAUGGACCAGUUUUACACUGUUUUGAAAUAGAUUUGUGUUUUUUGUUUGGUGCCAUUUAUUUUAGCAGCUGGUUUCUGUAAUUCAACAUGGAACUUGCUGUUCUGUCUUUGAAUAUAAAGUGAUGUAAAUUCACCAAACAUGAAGCUCUUUUAAAGCAGGCAAACAGCUCUUAAACCCCCUCCCCUCCCCUGGUUGCUGACUUUGCUGUGUUUUGCCUUGAUAUUUGUCUCUCAUGUGCUACCUGUCACAGGAUAUUUUUUAUGCAGUUAUUCCAGAAAAUAAAUUAGUUCCACCUUUUAAUGGGUCCUAUUAUUUAAAGAAAUCUUUUAGAAAUGGUGGAAGUUAUCUGGGACCUGAUCACUGGCUUUAACUUCUUGAAGAGUUUUUUUUUUUUCCUUUCUGCUGCUGAGGACUUUUUGCACAGUACAUUAUAUUUACCUUUGUGCCAAGAAACUGACCUAAAAGAUGAUGUUUGAGACGAAUGUGGUGCCUUGUAAGAGUUUGAGCACCUGCUCACAUUUCAAUAAAUCAGGGAAUCAGUCAGAAGACUCGACAUCAGUUUGAGUCUUACGCCUUGUUAUCAUCUACUGAACUACAUGGUUAUAAAUGUACUCUCAGUUAUUGAAGAAAUAAACUGAAGUGAACAAUUUUUUUCCCCCCAAA
This is a messenger RNA of Cyprinodon tularosa, 3984 nucleotides long. Its product is annotated as dipeptidyl peptidase 9-like. Gene Ontology annotation, biological process: proteolysis. Gene Ontology annotation, molecular function: serine-type peptidase activity; dipeptidyl-peptidase activity. Bases 202 to 2874 code for a protein of 890 amino acids. The transcript has 21 exons. The record is from RefSeq and is a predicted model, not a curated record. NCBI's taxonomy places the organism in Eukaryota, Metazoa, Chordata, Actinopteri, Cyprinodontiformes, Cyprinodontidae.